AUGUCACACGCAGUCUCAAACUCUAUACCUGUUGUUGGUGCGACUGCUGCUGGUGUAGGAGUUACCAACAACAACAAUAACAACAGCAACAAUAAUAACAACAAUAUCUCGAGCACAGUAGCAGCAGGUGUCAACAACAAUGGCAACAACAACAAUAAUAGUAGUACACCAAACUCAUCAUCAUCUUCAUCAUCAGAUGUAAUGAAUCCUAUAAAGACAUUUGAACAUUUGUUGAGGAAGUCACAGUCAUUGUUUGUUGGUCUUCGCGAUCUUCCACAGUUUGGUAGACAGUGGCAGCCAUUCUUUCAAAAGACCUUUGAGCUCUAUACAAAGUUGUGGAAACAUCAACAACAAUAUCGAUCAUUGUUGGAGACAGACAAAUAUGGACUUAAAAGAUGUGAGAUAGGAGAGAUAGCAUCAAAGAUUGGUCAACUCUAUUAUCACUAUUAUCUAAGAACAAGUGACACAAGCUAUCUACAUGAAUCCUACAUAUUCUACGAAGCCAUUAGGUUGAGAUCAUACUUUAAGGACGUGUCUGUUGAUGCCAAGAUGUCGGACAUGAUGGUCAAGCAACUGCGAUACUAUGCCAGAUUCAUCGUGGUGUGCUUGUUGCUCAACAAGAAGAAGGUGGUGUACGAUCUUGUCGAAGAGCUGUUUAAGCACAUCAAGGACUACACCAAGACACACAAGCCAAACGAUGCCCACGAGUGGUCUCUGGUGAUCCAGGAGAUCUUCACAUUUUUGCAGGCCGACCAAUGUGUAUCAUUCUCUGACAGCAAUGGCCCUAUGCAGGUGUCGCAUCGUCUCAACCCACAUCAGGGCACUCUGCCCUCGCCCUGUGAGCCAUCCUCCAUCCUCCAACAGGCCAUCCUCGUUGGUAACCAUCACAACCAGAUCAAGUUCAGUGAGAUCACUCUCGACAUGUUUAGAAUGACUCAAUCACUCGAGUAUGACACUCCAGAGCUUAAGGACCCAUCCGACAAGCAGGAUAGCAAGUCUGGUGACAACUCUUCAUCAUCAUCAUCUGGCGCAUCAUCGUCAUCCUCGUCACUGUUGAUCUCGCCAAGCUCAAGCAAGAAGAAGAACCCUCACAAGUAUCUACUGUACAGGCCAACCAUAUCACAGCUGUUGCUCUUCCUUUCAAACACGAUCAAGGAGUUGGGUGACAACAAGGCCCUGCUGCUCUAUCUCUCUGUCGAUGGUAUCAAGAAUGGAACCAACAACACCACAUCCACCACAACCACAACAACGACAACUGAUCGCUUCAAUGGAGGCUACUCUGGUGGACUAUUGAUGAAUGGUGGAGGACAGAAGCCACAACCACAAGCACCACAACCACAGACUCAACAACAACAACAACAGAAUGGAAACAACAACAACAACAACAACAACAACAGUAGCACGAUCAAUGACAAUGUAAAGUCUGAUGCGCUAUAUCCAUUCGAUCUCUUGCCAUACUGCAGGAAGCCAUUCUUCUUGAUUAUCGAUUCCAAAAGCAGUCAGAUUUUCAAAGACUUCCAGCCACCAUUCGAUCAACCGUUCGUCUCGUUGCUGUCUCCUCUGUCAACCCCGAAGAAAAUUGUGAGCAAUGGUAAGAGGACAGCACCAUUUGGCAAUCUGUUCACGUUCUUCCUACAUGAUCCACUGUGCGCCUUUUGUGAUACGACCGCCUGUAACAAGAUAUCCUCUAAAUCACUGUCCAACUACCAGUCCAUCGUACAGAGUGCGAUGAACGCCAUAACCAAGACACUGUUUGACAACGUGACAUCAUUGCCACCCUCCUUUGCCUUCUUCCUGAACGACGACUUCUUGCGUUCGUUCAUCGUACGUUUCAUAUUCUGCCAUGCCGUCUUCCAUCUUCACAAGGACUUCCAAGAGAAUAUAUACCAAGUUUCGAGUAGCCCAGCGAUACCUCAAUCGAUACUUACACAUAGGACUGUGUUGAACACGGUCAAUCAGCUGGCGGUGGCACUGAAUGUCACAGAUCAAUUCAAUGACUUGCCAACAGAUGAGCUCCAAAGCUUGUCCAUUGAGCAAUAA
Molecule: messenger RNA, 2040 nt
Organism: Acytostelium subglobosum LB1
Lineage: Eukaryota; Evosea; Eumycetozoa; Acytosteliales; Acytosteliaceae
Exons: 6
Coding region: 1-2040 (679 amino acids)
Biological process (GO): DNA-templated transcription
Cellular component (GO): nucleus
Molecular function (GO): transcription corepressor activity
Source: RefSeq, a predicted model, not a curated record